Trifolium pratense (red clover) is the source of this 2643-nucleotide messenger RNA. RefSeq names its product scarecrow-like protein 1. The transcript is spliced from 3 exons. The record is from RefSeq and is a predicted model, not a curated record. Lineage: Eukaryota; Viridiplantae; Streptophyta; Magnoliopsida; Fabales; Fabaceae. Bases 319 to 2097 code for a protein of 592 amino acids. Gene Ontology annotation, biological process: regulation of DNA-templated transcription. Gene Ontology annotation, cellular component: nucleus. Gene Ontology annotation, molecular function: sequence-specific DNA binding; DNA-binding transcription factor activity.
UAUAUUUAUUUAUAUAAUUCAUUGAUCGUUGAUUUUCACCAACCAAACAAACAAAAACAGAUAAAUACAUGAACGAGUCAUCAACAAAUUUUCUUGAUAUAAUCUCUCUCUCUCUCUCUCUCUCUCUCUCUCUCUCUCUGGUCAAAAGCUUCUUCAGCUCGGUUUCUUUCUAUUUCAAUCAAUUUUUUCAGGUUGAUAGCUUCAUCACUUCUUCAUUUCUAGCUAAGUUGCAGCAGCAGCAGCAAAGGUAUCCUAGAAGAUUCAACUAAACUUAAUUGACUGAAAUUUUAUGUGAGCUGAGUGAAUAGAACGGAAACUAUGUCAUUGAUUAUAUCUCCGGAGUUGGCCGAUGCAUCAUACAGAAAUGCGAAGCUAUACUCGUUAAAGGGAACCGAUGUUACACCUGGCUUGUCCUCUCAUAAUUUUGCACCUGAUAAGCACAGAAACAUGUACAUGAACGAUUCUUACUCGAGUGAGAGUUAUGAAAAAUACUUCCUUGAUUCACCGACAGAAGAACUGAUAGAACCAUCUAGUUCUGGCAUAUCAGGAAAUUCUGUUCACGCUGAUAGUGAUUCUUCUUACCAGCUCAGGGCUAAUUCUGGAGGUUCUAUGGUCACUGAUAACCCAUUUGAUACUUAUGUAUCGUCUACAAGGAAAAGGGAUGCUUAUCAGUCAAACUUUGAAUCAGAUUUAUUUGAAAAUGAGAGCCCAGAUUGCUUUGAAUUUGAUGGUGAAAUGCGAUUGAAACUACAAGAAUUGGAGAGGGCAUUGCUUGGUGACAAUAAUGAUGAUUGCGAUGAUGAUGGAGAAAACAUAUUUAGGACUGUUCAGAGCAUGGAUAUUGAUCCUGACUUUGCCGAGUGCGCCAAUCCUGCUCAGAAAAUGUCACUUCACGACUCUCCAAAGGAAUCUUUGUCAUCAGAUUCCAAUCUUAGUUGUAGCAGCAGCUGCAAAGAAAUAUCGCAAAAAUCUCCUCGGACCCCGAAGCAGUUACUCUAUGAAUGUGCUAGUGCACUUUCAGAAGGAAAUGAAGUAAAAGCCUCAGCUAUGAUAGACGAUCUCAGGCAGAUGGUUUCGAUUCAGGGAGAUCCUUCCACAAGAAUUGCAGCCUACAUGGUGGAAGGACUUGCAGCUCGUUUGGCUUCGUCCGGAAAAUCUAUUUAUAAAGCUUUGAGAUGCAAGGAACCUCCUACAUCCGAUCGUCUAGCAGCAAUGCAGAUACUAUUCGAGGUGUGCCCGUGUUUUAAAUUUGGAUUCAUUGCUGCAAAUGGUGCUAUUGCCGAGGCUAUUAAAGAUGAUAAGAAGGUUCACAUAAUAGAUUUUGAUAUCAACCAAGGAAGUCAAUAUAUAACCCUAAUACAAACACUUGCUUCUAGGCCAGGGAAGCCGCCUUUUGUGAGAUUGACCGGCGUUGAUGAUCCUGAAUCAGUGCAGCGAUCUGUUGGAGGCCUAAGUAUUAUAGGACAGAGACUUGAAAAGCUAGCAGAAGUACUCGGAUUGCCAUUUGAAUUCCGUGCUGUAGCGUCAAGUUCUUCAGUUGUUACUCCAUCAAUGCUCAACUGUCGACCCGGGGAAGCAAUUGUGGUGAACUUCGCAUUCCAGCUUCAUCACAUGCGCGACGAAAGUGUAUCAACAGUAAAUGAGCGAGACCAGCUUCUUCGCAUGGUUAAGAGCCUUAAUCCAAAACUUGUAACAGUUGUGGAACAAGACGUAAACACCAACACUUCUCCAUUUCUACCAAGAUUUGUUGAAGCCUACAAUUACUACUCUGCCGUGUUUGAGUCGCUCGACGCCACUCUUCCGAGAGAGAGUCAGGAUAGGGUGAAUGUUGAAAGGCAAUGCUUGGCAAGGGACAUUGUCAAUAUCAUUGCGUGCGAGGGCGAGGAUAGAAUUGAACGGUAUGAAGUCGCAGGAAAAUGGAGGGCAAGGUUGAAAAUGGCCGGAUUUACUUCAUCGCCGAUGAGUGAAAAUGUGGAAGAAGCAAUUAAGGAACUCAUUAGGCAGUAUUGUGACAAAUACAAGAUAAAACAAGAAAUGGGGGCUCUUCAUUUUGGAUGGGAAGACAAAAACUUGAUUGUUGCUUCAGCAUGGAAGUGACCAUGACAACACUUUUUGUUAGAGUAAACUGUCAUUUUAGUCCUUAAUGUGCGAGUCGCUAUCAAUGUCACAAUAGUCCAUGAAUGUUUCAAAAUUACAAAAACAUACCUAAAUGUGUCUUUUAAUAGUCUGUUUGGUCUUCUUCAUAUGUGUCUUUUGUUAAUUAGUUUGAUCUUCCAACGUCUCUUUCGUUAGUCAAUUUGGUCGAUAAAAUUACUUACAAAAGACUUACUCAAGGAUAUUUUUGUAAUUUUCACUACUUUCAAGGACUACAGUGACGCCUCACACAUUUAGAGACCAAGAUCGCAAUUUACUUUUUUUUUUUUGUUAUAUAGACUCUUUGAUAUUAUUUGGUUGUGCUUGUUUAGUCUAUGUAUUUAGCUGUGAUUCAGAAUCUCCAGAUCAGAUGUAUUACUAACGUGCAAUCUUAAGCUGAUAUGAACUUUCUUGUAAUCUAAGUGCUUAACGUGGCUGGAAGACACUAUUGUACAUAACAGCAUAAACCAGUUAUGGUUAGGUUGUAAUUAUAAUGUUGUUUGCUUGUUA